AUGGCUGAACUGCCAUUGUGCACAUUUGGACUGUUGCUUCAAGAUGAAUGCCACAAGACAGUUCAUACACGUAGUGUCGGCUUGCAUAACCUGUUAGAAUUAUCCAAUGCUAACUUUGAAUUGUUGAUGUUAAGAACCAAGCCUGUUGAUCAAUUACAAAGAGAGAACUGCAAUAUAUGCUUCCACCACAAACAGGUUCUACUUGAAAAAUUUGAUAAAUUGCAGCGGAGUUGUUGUGAUCCAUUAAAUAAACAUCAAUGCAAAGUCACAAAGUCACUGAGGGCAGUCAGUAUUGACAAAGCCAAGGAGCUAACACUAACAACUGGGAGACACAUCAAACCUGGUGAGAAGCUAUGUCCAAGCUGUCGAAAGUACGAUACAUCCCAGGAACAUGAACAGAGUUAUGGACAUUCAGCUAGUGAUACCGAUAUAGAAGACAUUGACUUGACAUCUUUCUCAACUAAAUGA
Messenger RNA from Hydra vulgaris (swiftwater hydra), 468 nucleotides. RefSeq names its product ARL14 effector protein-like. The record is from RefSeq and is a predicted model, not a curated record. Lineage: Eukaryota; Metazoa; Cnidaria; Hydrozoa; Anthoathecata; Hydridae.